This is a messenger RNA of Dovyalis caffra, 705 nucleotides long. Lineage: Eukaryota; Viridiplantae; Streptophyta; Magnoliopsida; Malpighiales; Salicaceae. The record is from the annotation of a GenBank genome assembly.
AUGUCUAAAUUCUUGACUCUUUCGCUCUUCCUCUUCUUGUUUACGUUUUUCCUCUCUGUAUCCAUUGCUACCCAUGCAAGCUCUACCACUGAUUAUGUGCAGAGUGAGUGCUUGAAGGUACCUGUAAGUCAAUUUGUGGGCUCUUUGAAGACCACUCUUGAUAUAAUACAAGAUGUGACCUCUAUAAUCUCAAAUUUUGGCAAUUUUUUUGGUGAUCGUCGCCUUACCAAUGCCAUUACUGAUUGUCUUGACUUACUUGACUUCUCUGUUGAUGAGUUGAGCUGGACCAUGUCUGCUUCCCAGAAUCCUAAGGGUAAACAUAACAGCACUGGUGAUUUGAGUUCUGAUUUAAGGACAUGGUUAAGUGCUGCACUUGUUAACCAGGGCACAUGCAUCGAAGGAUUUGAUGGUACAAGCAACAUUCUCAAAGGUCUGGUCGCAGGGGGCCUUAAUCAAAUCAGUUCUUCAGUCCAAGAACUUCUCAAUAAUGUGGACCCACGUACCAAUUCCAAGUCCAAUGGAAGUGGCUUUAGUGGUAGCAAAAGUGGCAAUGGAGCUUGGCUAGGUAGGAGGGUUAAGUGGCCUGGAUAUCAUAUAUUGAACGAUUCCACACAGGCUAGUAAUUUUACAGUGGCCCAGUUCAUUGAAGGCAACUUGUGGUUGCCGUCAACGGGAGUGAGAUACACUGCAGGAUUGGAUGUUUAG